UUACAACCCAUUCUUCAAAGCCUAUUUAUUUAGACUGACAAUUAGAUUAUAAUAAUACAGUCUGAGAAACAAUAUGCUUGCAUGAUGGAAUUUUGGAAUAAAUUUAUGGUGACAUAAUCUAUAUAUCAAAGCUUUCUAUAAUAUAUUUGCUGCUAGGAUGAUGCAACGACCUCCAACUGGAUGGCGAGGAGGGCCAAACAUGCCUGAUUGGGCAUACAAACCAGAGUCAGCACCCGGAAGCAGACAAGUUCAAUUAUGGCAUUUUAUUCUAGAAUUAUUGCAAGAUGAACAAUAUCAGGAUGUGAUUGCAUGGCAAGGAGAAUAUGGUGAAUUCGUUAUUAAAGACCCAGACGAGGUUGCAAAAUUGUGGGGAAUACGAAAAUGCAAACCACAUAUGAAUUAUGAUAAACUGAGUAGAGCAUUGAGGUAUUAUUACAACAAGAGAAUUCUGUACAAAACUAAAGGGAAGAGAUUUACAUAUCAAUUUAAUUUCCGUGAACUGGCUGCUCCCAUAGGACUGACACCUCCCUUGCCUCCCAACCAUCAAAUGUCACCUUCUGCUGCUGCCGCCAUAUCGGCAAACAUGUUUGGUCGACAACAUCAUCCACUGCUGCUCAAUCAUACACAGAAUUCUUUAAGAGCACCAACGCUGCUUGCUGCAAGUCCAGUCAAAUGUGACUCAAAUGAAAAUGUAUUUAGUUCUUUGCAAGAAUCACCACUUGUUUCCCCAAUUAUUCAUCCAAUAUCACAGAAAACAGUAGCAGCUGCUCGUUUGUUGCGUGGAUCUGUCAGUGAUGGAAGCGAAGAAUCAUUGCCCACCUCAGAAGCAGAUUCUGAAAAUGGCAAUCUAUCUCGCCAUGCUGCACCAAUCAGUCCUCUUGUAGGACCUAUCGGUUUAAGAAAAUAUCAUUGUCAUCCUUCUGUUAUACCAGGACAUUUCAGGCACAGGAUGAUGCCGGCCUCUAUUCUGAGCAGUAUGUACGCAGCUCAAGGGAGCCCUGGACUCUAUCCAGGUGGUUUACCACCAGCUUUAUCAGGAAACCCACACACACCAGGCAGUUUUAGGCUGCCAUUGAAUUUGUAUCCUGGGUCACUGCCAACCACCCCUACAUAUCUAGGAUACACUCCAAGUCCGUCCUUUUCUCCUGGUUUCAGUCCCGCCCAAACUGCCAGCCCAGGAUUUCACAAUGGAGGAAGGAAAGGACCUUUCUUUUCUUUCGAUGUUGAUGAUAUCAAAGCUUAUCACAGCCAUGAACCUCAGGGUCGCACAAAUCCAGGCACAUCUUCCCACUCUUCUCAGGCAACUGGAUCUAAUGGUGCAACAACAAACAAUGUGUCAAACGGAUUUUUGACUCCUAACACACCUUCCACUCCUCACACCCCUUCCAUGCUUUUAUCUCCUCUGAGAAAACAUGAGAUAAAUAUGAACGGAGGAUUGGCACAUAAUGCUAUGAUCAAGUUGCAGAAACCUCCUUUGACAAGAAAAAGAAGUAAUGUUGGUGAUGGGGGAUGCACACCGAAGCAGAUAAAAUCAGAGAGAUUAUUAAGUGGUGAAGAGACUCCUACUGCGAUAAUACAAUCAGAAAAUGUUCCAGAUAAUAAUAGUGAUGAUCAUCAAGAUUCCUCAGAAUUAUCUCAGCUAAGCACAGAUGCAAACGAUUAUGUUCCAAGCGACGAAGAAAAAAUCGAUGUCGAGACAGUUUCAAACUGCGAUGAAUCGUCUAAUUCUUGUUUUUCUGAGUCUGAAACACCGAAGCAUGAUGCUGAAGAAGCCAUAAAAAGUUCAGAAUCAGUUCCAUCACCACCACCCCGUACAAUGGAAAGUAGUUAUCGCAGUGUUUCAUCUGAAUCCACUAGAUUGGCUCCUCCAAAACUUAGGUUUAAGGGUAAACUAUCUGAAGAUCUCGAUGUCAGUGAACAUUUUGGUAAUUCAUUAUCACUCAAUUCACCAUCACAUUUGACUAAAAAUCAUUCUAAAGAGUCAAGUUCAUUUUUCAACUUCGGGUCGACAGGCAACUCAGUCUUUGCUCCACCAGCUCCGAUACGACUGCUACCAGGAUAUCAUUUAUCUCCUGAACCAUUGAAUAUGAAAAAGAAAAAAGGUCGCUCCGGUCACAGCAUUCGAGACAUUCUUGGGACCGGUUCAAGCGACGAAGAUGAAAAAAUUGAUAAAAAUAAUGCACCUUCCAAACGAGAUUCUGAAGAAAGGAAUGUCUCUUCUGAUACUUCCUUAAAAAUGGAAGAAGAUUUACUUGAGGAAAAUGGACAAGACCACAAGAACUCUUCAGACUCAUCUAUGUUCAAAGCAUCGGAGGAAGAUGUGUCUGUGAAUGUGGAAGACGAAGAACAACUAUGGGAUUAGAUUGGAAGUCAACAACAGGCCAUUUUUAAGAUAUUUGACAAUACAUGGUAAUAUUGCCAGUCAAUUGUAAUUCACGCAUCAGUUUUAGACUUUCUGAAGUUCUUUGCUGGAAUUCCAAAGGGGCCUAAUGCUGCUGCAAAUUAGUUCAAUGUCUUCAUACAUCUGUACUGCAAAUUAACUUGAGUUUGGAAGUUUUUUUACUUUUUUAUUAUUCUCCACCCUACCUAUUUUAUGUUUCAUAGUACAGUUUGAAUUUUUACCCUCUCUGUGGUUCACUUCAUAAUUCAGAAUUAUACGAUGAAGAUACAAUGGUAUGUUUAAAUGUGAGCUAAGGAAUUGUCAAAAAUUUAAAUUUGCUCGGAAAAGGGCUAUUUAGUUAAAUAUGAUGCAAAAACUAACUCCUCAAAUAAUUUACUCGGUUUUUCAUGAUUUCACGUCAGCUCUAUUCAUCUCAAAAAUUCAACUAUAUUUCUAGCAAUGAAAUAUGUAAAAUGAUCACUGUAUGUUACUAAGUCUGAGACUACAAAAUAAACUUUGAUUGUCAAAAUUUAUUUAGUCUUAAUAAGUCUUUAUUCAGCUGCAAAUAUUCGAACAGUCUGUUUCAAGAAAAGUUUUGUCCUGCUUGACAGCAAGUUAAUUUGAUAUUUCCAUAUUUGCAGUUACACUUAGUUAAAUCUCCGAAAACCUCUAAAUUGAUUACUAUUUAUCUAUGGUUUAAUAUCAAUUAUUGACUGGUAUUAGGUAAUAAUAAUAAGCAUAGGGAUAAUCCUAAACAAAUUCACUUGUUAAAAUAACUGGAGUGUAUUCUGUAUUUUCAGGUAUCCUGCAAUAUCAAUUGCAAAAUUAUAGCAUUGCUGUAAUGAAAAUUUUUGCCCAUAUUGUGGCAGCUUCCAAGGCUUUUUUGAUUCAAUUUCCAAUAGGAAGCUAUUUCUUGGAUUCCGCCCAUUGUCAUGAAUUUUUUCAAGAGCAAUGCAGAUGAUGUAGUUGUACUACCUAUAAUCGGAUCAGUAUCUGUAUUGUUGCAUAGUAAGGAUUGAGUUGAACAGUAUUUUCAAUCUCAUCUAUAUUUCUCCUGAACAAUGCUUCGAACAAGUAGGUACUGUAUGGCGUAGUAUGAACUUGAAUGACAGGAACUUCUCUGUCUACUUAUAUCAAUUAAUUAGCCCUUGGUUUAGAUGUUGGUGAGCGUUAAUUUCUAGGUCAACAAGACUUUUCAUGGUAUAUCUAUAGACCUAUCCAGCAAAGCAUAUGCUAAAUUGUUACUACAUACCUAGCUUAUUUUGAAGUGGAUGAACUAGAUCAAGAUUUCUUAUUUGCUGAUGAAUUACACUUUUACCUGCCAAAAUUAGUACUAAUGUUUUUAUUGUUCAUUUUACUAUUAUUCUAUUUACUUAUUGUUAUUAUUAAUACCUUUUUCUUAUAUUCAAUUGUAGCAUAUUUCUUUUUAUUUGACGACAUUAUUAAUAUGAUAAUGGUGAUGCCAAUUUUUCUCGAUUUUUUGUGCCUAAACCUUACUAAUCCAGUUUUUGUAUGUACAAAGUAUGUAGUGCCAUGUUAGAUUCAUCGCAACACAAUCCCCACCACAGACAAAUUUUAUAUUCUCCCAUCUUAUGUUUUGCGUGAUGAUUCAUUUUCUUCGACAUUCAACGCAGUUAUUAUGGGAUGACUUGGUCUGUGAUUAAUGUAUUUCGAAAAUAAUUGUUCAAUAUUACAGCACUAAAGGUUUUAAAGAUUUUAUCUGUUAUGGAAUUGCGGAACAUAAGUCUUUGUUUUACUUUUUUCUCAGUAUAUUUUCUGUAUGAUAAACAAGUUCAAAUCUGAUUUUUACCGCUCUUCUGUUAUAUACUCUGUGAGAUCACCAGUUUAAUUUAUACUUGACAAGAUAGCUUCGUUUGUUGCAUAUGGAUUGUCUGACUCUGUAAUAAGCAUGCAUUUUAUUUUGAAUUUCUCCAAAAGUUAUCGAUUCAUUUUAUCGAUGUUUUUCGAAAAUAUUCAGGUUCCUAUGUAACUACAAAACAUCACAUAUAUUUUUUGCAAUAACAAUUUGCUUUGCUAUAGUUCUGACCAGAAUUUCCGAUCUUGGACCACAUGUUUUAUUAAUGGGCAUCUAUCAAUAGCCGAUACAGAGCAGAGUGAAAAGACAGUUCUUAUCCUUGUUCGCUUUUUUGUCUUGUAUGAUGCUGGAGAAGAUCAAGUUCUAUUCACAAAUAGCAUUGAGAUUCUACAUAUUACUUUGAUUUGGUUGAGUAUAAAAUAUCAUACAUAAAAUGACACACAUGUUAUUUCGACCAGAAUGACAAUGAUUAUUAUUUUUGUAUUCUACCGUCUGGAAUUCAUAAAAUAGGUUAUUUCAGUAUACUGAUGUGUUCCUAUUUAGCAUUCUAGAAUCCUGCUUCAAAUUAAAAAUUCAGAUCUAGAAUACUGAUUUUUCUGAAGAUUUUGAGAUAUGAUCCCAAUCCCAAAUAAUUUCAAUGUGGUAUUCUUGUUUAUCACUGUUGUGCAAUUACAUAAUAAAUUAGAACCCAUAUUUUGGAUUACUUCUGUAAACAAUAAAUAAGAACUUGGAUAAAUAUAUCUUUCAUUUACUACAGCAUGAUAAUGUGCCAAAAGUUCAAGUAUUUUGUGGUGGAUCUUAUUUUCUAUUUUCAUAGCUAUUCUUUAUUUUAAAAAUAGCCGACUAUAGUUUCAGCUUUUGAACCAGUAUAAUUUGAGUUUCAAUCUUUGCGUAGGAAAAGUGUUUGGAAAGUAUUUUCAUUGCUCUCUUCCAUAUUGUGUGAGUCUUCUUAUGCUGUUAUUGUUUUUUGAUACCAGUAGUUCUAAAUUUGCUAGCCUGUCACGUUCUUCUGUAUUUUUUACCCUUUUGUUUAAAUUGUUCCUAUCUUUCAAUUGUAUAAACCCUAGUAACCUUUUUUUCUGGUGGCUGCUUGUAUCGAAUUCAUCAUUUAUCAAACUCCUUGCAAAUGCCAAAAAAUGUCUUUUUGAAAGAAAUUUUGCAUUAUUUUUUCAUCAUUUUUCCUCAUAUUUCUGAGUAAUUUCUUCGUUUUACCAUGUUCAGCUUCUUGUGGUCUGAAGCAAAGCUUGAUUCACAGAUUUGAUUCUUAGAUCCAUCACCAUAUUUAUCAGUAUAGCAUAGGUACGUGACAAUGAAAAAAUUCCAGGAAAACUUUUAUGUUUUAUUCCAAGUUCGAUUUGAUUCUAAAAUAAUCAAUUAUGGGUUUUAAAUUUUCCUGUUCAAUUUAAUGUAGAAAACUUUUACUUAUGAAAUAUCCAUCAAUCCAAUUAAAGGCCAUAUAUUGCUCUGGAGUUUCGAAAUUUUGUAAUCAGUCAGGAUAUAACAUUUGGUGUAGUAUGGAACUCUUAUCGAUGUGCUGGUACCAAUUUGUAAACAUCAAUUAGCUGAUAUGACAUGGUAUUUCUGCUAACCACUUAAUGUGUCAUUUUGCAAAACUAUGAAAUGUUGAAACUAUUGUGUGUGCUUUUUGAUACGGUUUUAUGUGUAUUUUGAGUAGUUUUAAAACGAAACAAUAUUUGUACGGUUUUAAAACCAAGAAACCUGAAGCAGUAUUUUCAGUCUUUGGAGUCAAACUUGGAGCAUGUACCAAAUUUUUAAGUAUUCCACUUGUUAAUGAAAUAUUUUGCCUAAUAAAAACUGCUUGUAAUA
Styela clava is the source of this 6023-nucleotide messenger RNA. RefSeq lists its product as uncharacterized. Gene Ontology annotation, molecular function: sequence-specific DNA binding; DNA-binding transcription factor activity, RNA polymerase II-specific. NCBI's taxonomy places the organism in Eukaryota, Metazoa, Chordata, Ascidiacea, Stolidobranchia, Styelidae. Gene Ontology annotation, cellular component: nucleus. The record is from RefSeq and is a predicted model, not a curated record. Gene Ontology annotation, biological process: regulation of transcription by RNA polymerase II; cell differentiation.